This is a messenger RNA of Equus caballus (horse), 2266 nucleotides long. It is a transcript of the gene EIF2AK2, whose product is annotated as eukaryotic translation initiation factor 2 alpha kinase 2. Gene Ontology annotation, molecular function: eukaryotic translation initiation factor 2alpha kinase activity; ATP binding. The record is from RefSeq and is marked validated. Gene Ontology annotation, biological process: protein phosphorylation. Lineage: Eukaryota; Metazoa; Chordata; Mammalia; Perissodactyla; Equidae. Gene Ontology annotation, cellular component: cytoplasm; nucleus.
CGUCCCGACCUGGGGACACGAUCGUGUAGCGCGGGGGCAACUGAAAGCCAUUUUCUCCCCGCGAAGAAUUUCUAGCAGAGUUACUGGAAGAAGAAAUGGCCAGUCAUCUUUCACCAGGUGUCUUCAUAGAAGAACUUAAUAAAUAUCGUCAGAAGCAUAAUGUGGUUCUUGAUUUUCGGGAACUGUCUAAGACAGGACCUCCACAUGAUUUAACGUUUACAUUUCGAGUUAUAAUAAAUGGGAGAGAAUUUCCGGAAGCUGAAGGUAAAUCAAAGAAGGAAGCCAAAAAUGCUGCAGCCAAAAUGGCUGUUGAAAUACUUCGAGAAAACAAGACAGUUAGUUCUUUACCACUGCUGACGAAAGAUACUUCAGAAGAACUUUCCAAGAAUUACAUAGGCCUUAUUAAUACAUAUACCCAGAGGAAUCAACUCUCUCUAAAUUAUGAACAAUAUGAAUCAAGGGAUGGCGGGCCCAAAAGGUUUCAUUGUAAAUACAAAAUUGGAUGGAAAGAAUACCCUAUUGCUUCAGGUUCCACAAAACAGGAGGCAAAACAAUUAGCUGCUAAACUUGCCUAUGAUCAGAUAUCCUCAGAAGGAAGCCCAAUGAAAGCUGACCCACUGUCUUCUGGUUCUUGCUCUCCUGCGUCCAGUGACUUCAGAGGAGACCCUUGCAGGACAAGCUCUUCUGCUUAUGAAUCAUCACCUGAAAAUGGCUUCUCAACAAAUUCAUGGGAAAGAAAUUGUGACAGCAACGGUUUAAACAAUUCUUUUCCAUCUUAUAUGAGCAGCCGCAAGAAGCCAGCAAGAAGUUUGGCACCUACUUUCAGUUCUCCUGUGCAAGAAACAAAUAAGUAUACCGUGGACAAGAGGUUUAUCAAGGAUUUUAUAAGUAUAUCAGAAAUUGGCUCAGGUGGAUUUGGCCAGGUUUUCAAAGCACAACACAGACUUGAUGGGAAGACUUAUGUUAUUAAACGUGUUAAAUAUGACCGUGAAAAGAAGGCAGAGCGUGAAGUGAAAGCUUUGGCAGAGCUUGAUCAUCCAAAUAUUGUUCACUACUAUAAUUGUUGGGUUGGGAAUGAUUAUGAUCCUGAGGAAAGCAUAAAUCUUUCAAGAUCAAAGACUGACUGCCUUUUCAUCCAAAUGGAAUUCUGUAAUAAGGGGACGUUAGAGCAAUGGAUCGACAAUAGAAGAGGCCAGGAAACAGAUAAACAAUUGUCUUUGGAAUUUUUUGAACAAAUAACUACAGGAGUAGAUUAUAUACAUUCAAAAGAAUUAAUUCAUAGAGACCUUAAGCCAAGUAACAUAUUUUUAGUAGAUGCAAAACAUAUAAAGAUUGGAGACUUUGGACUCGUAACAUCCCUGAAAUAUGAUGACAAGCGGACAAGUAAUAGGGGAACUAAGCGAUACAUGAGCCCAGAACAGAUUUCUUCAGAAGUAUAUGGAAAUGAAGUGGACAUCUAUGCUUUGGGAGUAAUUCUUGCAGAGCUUCUUUACAUAUGUCCCACUGCUAGAGAAACAGUUGAGAUCUUGGAAAAGCUAAAGGCUGGCAUCUUCUCAAAUGUAUUUGAUAAGAGAGAAAAAAUUCUUCUACAGAAAUUAGUCUCCAAAGAUCCCAAGGAACGACCUAAGACAUUUUCAAUACUGUGGACGUUGAAGGAAUGGAAGAAGGAUACAGUGAAAAAGAAUGGUACAGGGAAAAAGAAACCAACUUCAUGUUAGAGCCCUUCUAAGAAAGUAUCCUGCUUCUGAUCUUUGAUUUUCCUGUAACUGUCUAAAAUCUACUAGGGAAUGUCGAUGGUAUUUACCUUCUUCCUCUUUUUUUUAACCCUACAUUAUGAUUUUUUUUAAUUGCGGUAACAUUCAUUUAUACCAUUAUAUAAAUUUCAGGUGUACACUGUUAUAUAUUUCGAUUUCUGUGUAGAUUACAUCAUGUUCACCACCCAAAGACUAAUUACCAUGCAUCACCACACACAUGUGCCUAGGUAUUUACCUUCUGUUUUCAUUUUUCCCUUAAUUUUUUUACUACAUUUGCAGGAACGUUUGCAUUUUUUUACUUCAAAAACAUUCUUAGGUUUGACUUUUUCCUGGUGCAUCUCCUUAUUAUGAAGAUGAGAAAAAAAAAUCCCUCAAAUUUUUUUUAGUGUCAAUUGAUAAACCAAUUAAUAAUAUUUAUUAAAUGUCCAUUGUUUCCAGGCCAAAAAAUGUAAGGUCUUUUCCUGUCUUAGGUGGCUAACAGGCCAGUUGGAGAAAUAUGGUACCCAUGAAAA